UCUAGGUGUAUUUUUUUAAGGCAAGAAAAUAGAAACUUCAUGUGUAGAAUGCAUAAUUAGGACACAAUUUAUUGACAGUUACAUCAAAAGAUGUUUGUUAAUUAGUAGAAUUAAGUAAAUACUAUCACCCGUGUGUGAAGUUGUUUAAACCUCAUUAUCGCUCGGCAUGAUUUCCGAAGAUAGCCGACUUCGCGUGAAGAUGCUGACCCCCGACAAAGUGAUGUUAUCAUUUGCACUUUCGUUGCUGAGAAGCCCAAAAUGGAGACAGAAGAGAAUUUCAAUGCAUCAUCCCAGAGGUCUUCCUCCCCAGAGUCCUCUUCUUCCUCAGAUUUUAGGAGGAUAAGGGGGCGUGGCAGAGGGCGCCGAAGAGGAAGACGCCCUGGAGGUGUUAGAGGAAGAGGUGUGCGGGGUGUAAGGGGAGUGGGUGCUCGAAGACGAAUUAAUCAAGAAGCCGCUGCUGAAAGAGUUGCUGCUGCUAGGGAGCAGAGAGAUAUUCAGCUCAGGGCAACUAUUGCCACACUUGAAGAACAAACUCUGAGGAACCUUGUUGGAAGGAUAUGUGAACGGGACCCAACUUUUGUUUUUGAUGUUUUAAAUGAGGCCUCACAGAAUGAAAGACGACAAGGAUACCACCCCCAACCAUCAGAUGGUGUUCCGAGCUGGUGCACCUGCAACCACUGUCGAGAGAUGCCCUCAGAAAUUGAGAAACUCUGUUGUGGACAAACUCCAACAAACUGCUUUUCAAUAGUUCCUGAUUUUCAAAGGGUUGUCCUUGAUGACCUUGUCUUACUUGUAGCAAGACGCUAUAGAGAAGACAUCAUAGCUGCAGCCCCUGAUGCAGAUUUGAACAGAGGGAAUAGACAUGCAGCAUAUAGGCAGUUUAUCCUUUGGCACCAUGGCCAUUUAGGUGCAAGAAACCGUAGGGUAAUUCCCAGCUGUUGUGUCUGGAGAAUCAGGGACAAAUUUCCUGAUACUUUUAGUCAGUAUAGAGGAUUUAUUGGGGGCAGACUAGGAUAAACAAGCUGAUCUGUUGGUGGUGGUGGGAGUGGAGCCAGGUGAGAGGACAACCUUCUUGGAUCAUCUGCUUCCAGUACCACUGGCUGGUUCAUCCCCAUCUCAUCUGAUACCCUGGACAGAAGAAUCUUUUUAAGCAGUGAU
This is a messenger RNA of Magallana angulata, 1158 nucleotides long. RefSeq names its product P2X purinoceptor 7-like. The record is from RefSeq and is a predicted model, not a curated record. NCBI's taxonomy places the organism in Eukaryota, Metazoa, Mollusca, Bivalvia, Ostreida, Ostreidae. The transcript has 5 exons. Bases 259 to 1017 code for a protein of 252 amino acids.